AUGCGACGCUCGCUCGACGUCGUGUCCGUGUUCUCCAGCGACGACCUCUCCGACUACGAUGUCAUUUCGGACGGCCACCAAUCCCUCGAGUCCAGCAUCGCCGACCUCGGUCACGUGGCUGGCGGUGCUGCCACCUUCCGCGAGCCUCCGCCUCUCCAGUCUGCCCAGGAACGAUUCGACACCGUCGCGUUGACCGCGGACGACAUCCAAGCGUACGUCCAGAAGGUCGUCCCAGCGACCGUGCCUGCAUUCCAGCGCGCCUCGGACGGCGAGCAACGCACGGUGCGCGUGUAUGUAGACGGCGUAUUCGACCCACUUCAGGCCAGCGAAGCUUUCCUUCCCAGUGUACACUUGAUGGUCGGUGUGCUGGCAGACGACCUGUGUGAGGCCCACCAAACCCCGAUCAUAUGGCCGCAUGUGGACAGGUGCGAAGUGCUGAGACACUGUCGGUGGGUAGACGAGGUCGUACCGGAUGCACCGUGGACCCUAGACGAACAGUACCUCCGCACGAAGAGGAUUGACUAUGUCGCUAUUGACGAGGGUUCGUCGGUGAAUCCUGCAUGCGACAAGGAGCGGUUAAGGGGAUACGAUCUCGUGAAGGGUCUCCGUAUGUUCUCAACUUUCGUGCGGGAUAGCAAAUUCAUUCCGAUCCGAAGGACGAACACGAUGACGCCUGCCGAACCCAGAGGCCUGUCUGUAUUCGUCGAAUCUACGAAGGGUACUGUGCGAGGCCCCGCCAACCUCGCUGCAGCUCUUCAACAGAAGUUAACUGUUGACGAUGAUGCGGAUACCAAUCCAUUUGAAGAACCCAAACAGGAUUUAUUCGGGAUCGGCUAUGGGAUCUAGUCCUUAGUCGACGCCUCAGGUUCUCAGGAUUAGGAGUGUAUGGGCCAAGUGUGGAUUACGGACCGGUAUGUGUGGUCGACGAUGUUGGGUCGCUCGUGUAUCAUUAUUCCUUGCAGAGGCUGAUGUAUUCCUUGUACAACUGAGACAGCGACGAUAUAAUACAUGCUUGUACUUGCACAGCACAAUGUUCGAGGCGAGCCCAAUCUAUUAAUCACGCUUAUGCACUUUCACCAACAUCGGGAGCUGGCUGCCUUUCUCCAUCUCGCCGCGGCGAUCGGGCGCUGGACAGCAGCACGCUGGCGAAUUAUUUCCUCCUUAGGCAGAGCGAGCUCGAACUCGAACGUGCGGAUGAGCGUGAACAGCAAGGCCUUCAUCCUAGUCGAAGAUCACACAGGUUUCGGUUAGGCAGCGU
Messenger RNA from Fomitopsis serialis, 1258 nucleotides. RefSeq lists its product as uncharacterized. Gene Ontology annotation, molecular function: choline-phosphate cytidylyltransferase activity; phosphatidylcholine binding. The transcript has 3 exons. The coding region runs from base 1 to 846 and encodes 281 amino acids. Gene Ontology annotation, cellular component: nuclear envelope. Gene Ontology annotation, biological process: CDP-choline pathway. NCBI's taxonomy places the organism in Eukaryota, Fungi, Basidiomycota, Agaricomycetes, Polyporales, Fomitopsidaceae. The record is from RefSeq and is a predicted model, not a curated record.